UACCUCGACACAGGAGCUCUGUGAGCAAGUUCUCUGUUCAGACGCUAGUGCUUUUUUUUGGGAAGAAAUUAUCCUUCAUUUCAGUUGUUAGCCAGUUUCAACCAUGAAGGUGCUUGUAGUUGCUCUGCUGGGAUUUGUGCUGUUGGCCGGUGUUGCAUUCGCUGACCAUGUUGACGAACCUCUGGAACCAGAGAGCGAAGAAGUACCAUGCGCAGAAGUUGAGGAAUGUCCCGGUGAGUACGAGGAGUACGACUGUUGCGGAAAGUGUUUCCAGAAAACGUGCAUCAGCAAAAAUGUGAAGUGUGAAGAGGAGUGCACCAAAGGCUGCUACUGCAUGGAGGGAUUCGUACGCGAGUACGAAGGAGGCAAAUGCAUGCCGGAACGUUUCUGCCAAGCUUACCUGCGCAAGGGCUUCGGCAGCGGCUAAACGUUGAACGAAGCUUGCAAAUGAUACGGAGCAUGUGAAAAAAAAAACCGUUGCGAAAUAUAACAUGAAAUCAUAUAUUUCGA
Molecule: messenger RNA, 510 nt
Organism: Anopheles funestus (African malaria mosquito)
Lineage: Eukaryota; Metazoa; Arthropoda; Insecta; Diptera; Culicidae
Product: chymotrypsin inhibitor Ani s 6-like
Exons: 2
Coding region: 104-427 (107 amino acids)
Source: RefSeq, a predicted model, not a curated record